AUGGUGGGGAUGUACCAGCACCAGCUCCGCGACGACCCCUUCGGCACCCUAGGCGGCGGCCACUGCGGUGACCAGCCACGCAUCGCCGGUGGCGGCGCCUCCUCCUCCUCCUCGUCCUCCUCCUCCUCCUCCUCUCCCUCGGCUGUUCUCGCCCCGCUGCCUGCAGAGGCGUAUGGCGGCGGAGAGCCGCGGCAGCGGUUCGAGGCGGUCGCCGACGGGGGAAGCGUGUUGCGCGGCGCGGGAGGCGGCAAAGGCGGCGCCGUGGGUGGGGAUCUGGGGGUGCUAGUGCGGUGGAUGCGGGAGCUCGCAGCGGAUCCCGUGGCUCCCCUUCCGGCGCCAUCAGUGCACAGGGCGAGGAAGCGGCACGUGCUGGCCUUGCGGCGCGCUCGCUACCUUAGAUUGGAGGACGUGGAGGACGCAGAAGAGCUUCCCAGCUUCUACAAGAAAAGGAAGCUCUACUGGGACAAACAGAAAAAGAAAGGGUGCUUGAACAUGCCAACAAGGAAAUCUGAGAGGCUAGCUAAGAGAAUGAAACUCAUGGCAUCAUUGCUCCUCACGCAACGGAAAAAGAUUGGAGUAGGUGAGCACUUUCAGGCAGAGGUACCUGAUUGGACUGGGCAACCUUCAGGAAAAGAGCUUUCACGUUACAGGAGUGACCCAGAGACAUCAAAGAUGUUAGGGACUAGGAUGUGGCCUCCUGAGGGUGAAGUUUAUAAAACCGACAUUGUAGCUGUUGGGCAGGGAAGGCCCGGAUCAUGUAGUUGCCCCUUCCCAGGAUCCUUCUUCUGCAGACAGCUCCACACAAAUGAAGCAAGAGAUCAGCUACGCUCUGAACUUGGUCGAGUUUUUACAAUGUGGCAGUUUGAUUCUAUGGGGGAGGAGGUUUCUAAGUUGUGGAGUCGCGAUGAGCAGCUAAAGUUCGACGCACUUGAGCAAUUGGUUCCUGUUAUGGAUCAAAAGACAUAUUGGGCCGUUGUGUUGAAAAAUUUUGCUUCAAAGCCCAGGAUAGAUUCGAUAAAGUACUACCUGAAUGUGUUCCUGAUGAGAAGAGUGUUGAGUCAGUGCAGACUGAGUCUUCUGGAAAUUGACAGUGACGAAGAUGAAGUGGAGGAAGAGGAGGAUGAAGAUGAACCUGAAGGAUCCAGCUCUCUUCAGAGGACUCAAGAUGUCCAGGACUUGAAGAAGGUGCCAUGA
Molecule: messenger RNA, 1194 nt
Organism: Miscanthus lutarioriparius
Lineage: Eukaryota; Viridiplantae; Streptophyta; Magnoliopsida; Poales; Poaceae
Source: the annotation of a GenBank genome assembly